This is a messenger RNA of Symbiodinium necroappetens, 1743 nucleotides long. The record is from the annotation of a GenBank genome assembly. NCBI's taxonomy places the organism in Eukaryota, Dinophyceae, Suessiales, Symbiodiniaceae.
AUGUGGGAUGAGCAUGCACUGCAUGGUGAUUCCUGUCGCGAUGUGUCGGUGGCACAGGUGUAUGAUGUGACGAACUUCCACAAAAAACACCCUGGUGGACCAGGUGUGCUGCUGCAGAUGGGUGGCAAGGAUGCAACAGCAGCAGCUGCUGCUGCUCACAAAAGCAUUCUGCCUGCAAACCUGAUGUGGGAGUUUUGCAUCGGGUACAUUGUCAGUCAGUCCAAGGACAAGGUGAAGAGCGAGGUGAAGAGAGCGUCUGCUGACGCGGCCCGUGAUGCCCAGCAAGCAGAAGGACGGGUUGAUGGCGUGGCACUGCUUUGCAAGAUGCAAGCCUUUUUGCAGGACGUGUUGCAGAAGCAGAAGUCCAACAACAGCGUUCAGGUCUCGAAGCAGCUUGAGACCAGACUCGAAUCGCUGCGGCUCUACGCCUCGGCUGUGCAGGCUGAAGGGAGAGAGGAGGAAAGCCCGGAAGCGGCCGCUUUCUCGGCACUUUGCUCUUGUACCACGCCAGAUCUCUUCGCUCAGGCUUGCGAAUCUCCAGAUGUAAAGCCGGAGAGGUCCUUCACAACCAUUAUGGAAGAGAUGGACUCUGAAAUCUUACCGCUCUCCGACGAUGCCCUCGCAGCUCCCGAGUCAUCCUCUCAGAUACGGAAGGGCUCGCAAAGAGACUUGGAGAGAGAGAGUGGUCGGCCCUCAAAGGUCGAGAUGCCAGAGGACAAGGUGGUUACUUCGAGGCGAUUGCCUGUGUACACCAACAAGGGCCAGAAAGAGGACGACAGGUUCAAUGCCUUCCACUGCAAGAGGUGUCGUACACACUUGGUGACGACGGAUGCUGAUCUGGCGAACAUCCCGCGGAGAAGGACUGAUGGUGCCAUGGUCCUGGAUGCCCGCCUGCAGGUGAUCAGCCUCUACACAGUCAAGCGUGAGGGAAGUCGAGUCAUUCGCCGCGAGAAGGGUGCAGAGCGGCAGUAUGUCCAUGCUUGCCCUUCAUGUGACCAAGACGUCGGCUACACAUCGAAGCCCCAUGAGGCUGACCUGGAGCUUGUGUAUUUGUCCGACACGGCCGUCACGGUGCCCUGGCACAGGAUGAAAUCGCCCUUCACCUGCAAGGUGUGCGGCUACAUCUGCCAGAGUCAGGGGCAGCUGGAGUUUCACAGGAAGCAGAAGCAGCACACCGAAGAAAUGGAAAAGGAGCAAGAGGCAGCCAAUGAGCUGAAGCCCAUCAUCGUAGGCUGCAUGACUGGAGCCACCCAGCCGCAGGCUUUCGAGAGGCAGAUGAUAGAUGCGCCCGUGGAUAUGGCUGCAAUCAGCACCCUUGUGCCGCCAGUGGCCGCAUGGGUGCUCGUAUCCAAAGAAGGCUUUGUUGUAAGGGCCAGCCCCUCCGCUGUAGAAACCGGGUCUCAGAAGGCGGCAUUGUUGAAGCACAUUGCUGAGGACAAAACGCCUCCGUUUUUGCAGGACUUAUACGGAGGGAAUGCCCUCGUCCUGCAGUUCACGCCAGAUGACGAGACAUUCUUCAACACGACCCUCUCUGUGCUGAGAGAGGGUGAUUGUGAUGCCGAUGACAGCGACAGUUCCCGUGACAACGACGACAACAGCGACCAGGAUGAAGAAUUGCCUGAGGAUGGCGAGGAUAGCCAAAAGGAUGAUGGCUAUGAUGGCGGUGCUGACAAAGAUGUUGCAGAAGAGCAAUAUGAUGGUUGUUACGCUAUGAUGAUGGUGAUGAUGAUGACAAUAUGCUGA